This is a messenger RNA of Batrachochytrium dendrobatidis JAM81, 6333 nucleotides long. RefSeq lists its product as uncharacterized. The transcript has 5 exons. Gene Ontology annotation, biological process: cyclic nucleotide biosynthetic process; intracellular signal transduction. The record is from RefSeq and is a predicted model, not a curated record. Bases 1 to 6333 code for a protein of 2110 amino acids. Lineage: Eukaryota; Fungi; Chytridiomycota; Chytridiomycetes; Rhizophydiales. Gene Ontology annotation, molecular function: protein-containing complex binding; protein binding.
AUGCAAAACUCUACUCAAUUUGCACAAUCUCCGAUAUCUAAAAAAAAGUCUAUUCUGUCGGUGGUUUUUGGAGACUGUUGUGGAAUUUCCACUUUAAAUCGGAAUCGCAGAAACACUUUGGCAACUUCAGACAUAAGUAGUUUGGACUCGCUGGUCAUGAAAACAUGCUCAACCACUGAAAAAACAACCAACAUAAAUGAUCAUGUUUCAAAUUCGAGCAGAAUAAAAACUCCGAUUGCUAUUGGGCAUGCCAUUUGGCUCAGCAAAUACCAGGAGAGUAACUCGAAUCAAAAGCGACUGCUUCCAAGUAACUCUGAUGCUUGUGUCCAACAAUGGCCUUCUAAUGCUCAACAGGCUUCAGAUGAAAAAUCUUCCGCCACCACAUCUAAUCCAACACAAGCCAAUGGACGUGCAAGUUUACCAUUGAGAUCGUUUGCCUCUAGCACAUUUCCACAAGCAAGUACUUCAGUCGCAUCAAAAGAACAGGUUCUACAUAGUAUGUCGCAUAGAUUCAAUGCCGACUCACUAUUAUUGGAAAUAGGCGAUGGGCUAGAUGAUUCAUAUAGUCGCAACGAUCUUCGAAACACCAUUGAAGCAUUUACUAGCGAUGCGUUGGCGAAAGAGGUAGAGCGAGGAUACGAUCCAUUAAUGGCCAUGAAUCAAGCCAAUUACGUAUCACUACAUGACUGCCCUCAAAACCCUCGACAUUCCACUUGUUGUUCAUUGACAGACAGCUCCAAUCUACUUAGUAGUCUUCUUUCGGCUUUUCCGCAAGACGAUAAGCUAUCUACUUUGGAAGCAUUUGGAGUGAUUGACUCGCUGAGUCACUUUUCAGAUGUGCUGGAUACAUCAGGGUCAAUGAGUUUGUCAUCUAGAAGACCGUCCAUUUCAAACCUGCGUCGUUCAGUUGCUAUAGACUAUUCACACAACUCAUCAGCGCUACUACAGCCUAAACCACGCCCCAUCCAACCUUCUAAAUCAUCAUCGGUACUUGCGAGAAAAACUGAUAAAGUACCUUUAGCAGAAAUCAGCUGUUUCGAGAAAUACAAGGAAAACCUUUUAAGCUCAUAUCCCUUGAUUACUUCAAAGCCAAUCAAUAGGCACAAGUUGGCAUACAUGAAUAUACUCCAAACCACAUCCAACUCCCAAAACAAACUAAAUGUAGGGUCCGGACCCAUUAAUAAGACUUCAGUCAACAGUUUACGAUCUGAAGAUACGGUCAGCAUUAAAAGUAAUUCUUCAGUAGCUGAAUCAAUCACAUUACCAUCUACAGAUUCAGCACCUCAUAUCCGUGGAAUUCUUAAAAACAGCAUGUCCACUUCAAUACCAUUACAGGCUGGAUGCAAUCCAAAUUUGAUUGUCGAUCAUGGUGGUCAGACUGAAAAAUCAAACUCGGCUGAUGUUAGGCGAGAAUGGCUUGAUUUGGCAAAUAUUACACCUAACCCAUCGAGCCAAGUGCCUGGGUUUGGCGAUGAUUUUAUAUACUCGUUUUUAAAAGCACAUCCAGAUCUUGGACAAUCAAGCCAAAAAACCAGUACACCAUUAAAUAUUUCUGAUGCUGGAAUGCACUUUACAACGGCACAACUGGAAAGUGAGCUCCCCGAAAUGGAGCGCAGACUCAAGCAACGGAUGCGUCCGGCAGUUUUUAUCGCUGGUGAGUAUAUCAUUUACAAGCAUGACAUUGGGCAGCAAAUGUACUUUUUAAGUAAAGGAAAAGUCGAGGUGGUUUCUGCUAAUGGCAAAGUGCAAUACAGCGUAAUUAACUGCGGAUCAUUUUUUGGUGAACUUGGAGUGUUGUUUGAUAUUCCUCGAACAGCAUCAGUCAGAGCUAUUGAAAACUGUAUAUGCAUGGUAUUGACACGAAAAAAUCUCGAAGAGGUAAUGAAGGGUUUUCCUGCUAUAUCGGAGCGCUUCCAACAGGUUGUACUGUCUCGAAUGGAGGAAGUAAACAAAAAGCGAGCCUCUGCAAAGCGAGUCACAAUCUCUUAUGACAUUCCUGGGGUCCAAAGCACUGUGGUCAUGUCCAUGCAGUAUAUUCAUGAGGGUGAAGGUAUGAAUAUCCAAAUGGCUUUGAAUUCUACUGACGAGGCAGCAAUACAUCAAGCUAGUAUACAAACACAACUUAUGAAUCUACACUUAAAAUCACCUUCCAAUAAUGCAAACCUCAAAGCUGGACAAGAUGAUGCUACCUAUCCAAGAAAAACCAAUCCAAUAUAUCUGUCAGGAACAUUGGAUAUAGGAGCUACAUCUACUUUAAAUGAAUUUAAUGCAGGGUCUAUAGCCAACCCACUACCACCUAGCCAUGCUGCAGGUCUUGGCACAGAAACGGAACACGGCAGCAACGAUAAAGCACACUCUGACAAAAGUGAGCAGUACACACCAGCUAGUCAAUUUCGCUCAUUACCUUUACAAGAGAACCAUUAUAUACCAGUCUCGCAAGGACAUCCAUUCAAGCAUCUUCACGCGUCGCUCCAACACCAAAGCAUACCGUCUGAAGGUACAGUCUCCAUCCCAGAGAGACGGAAGCAGUCUAGUGAUGACAAUACAAGAAAUGAAGGGUCAAUAGAACAUCAGGAGCAAAGGUUGACUGACUUUCAUAAUGUUGCAAUGUCAAUACCGGGAUUGUCAAAUACACUGGCACCAAAUUCUUGUGACCCAAUAUCUCCAAAUCAUUUAAAACCAAAGUUCUCAAAAGAUGUCCAUUCUCCAGUCUCCAUACAAAGUCAUAAUGAUAUUCAACAGUCGUCAAACACUAGUCAUUUAUCUUCUACUCCAGCACCUCAUUCUCCAGCUGGCUCAUUUGACCAUCGCCACGAAGAGAGUAUUCGUGUUCGACGUAAGCGAGGACAAUCGGAUGUGGGAGCAUAUGCACCAAAACUGGAUGAUUUGAUCCACCAAUCAAAAGGUGCAGUGCUUGAAACAAAGCAUGAUCAUGAGGGUUAUUCCAAUACCAACCAACAAGAAGCUAUCAGUCCUGAAAGGUAUCGGCCACCACAAAAACGGCAAAUGCAAGAACAGGCGCAGCAAUACUUUCAAUCACCAUCAAAUACUUGGCAACAACUAAAACAGGCUCCAGCAGUACAACAACCAUCGUUUGCCAUGCCAAAUAUAUAUGGACGCGAUAACCAAUAUCCAUCGCGUAAUAUGUGGGAUCAGUCAAACCAAAUGUAUUCUAACCAGAUGAUGUAUCCUAACCAAUUUAAUGGGUGGAACCUGCAAAAUGCAUAUUCACACACAUCAAGGAAUCCAGAGUCUGUGGAUUUGCCAAGCAAAGGAAAUUUCUCUUUAGAGUAUCAUCCGCAACUAUUUCCGAAUUCCGGUACAAAAAUGCAUUCAAACUUUGUAGAGAGUCCUGUGGGAAACUAUCCAUUUGGUGGAAUUGUUCCAAUACAGUAUCCCGAUAUUGGCUUUACGGAUAAUCGCGGAUACCGUUAUUUGGAUCCUAGUGUGUGUUAUCAAAGAACCGGCCAAUCAGAUAUGCAUCAAUACGAACAGAUGGAUUUACAAGAAUUACAAAAACAAGAGCAAAUGAAGCGCAUGAAACAGCAACAACUAGAGGCUCCGUCUCAAGCAAAAAAGUCUGCUCGUAAGCAAAAGCGAUCGGUUACAAUUGGCGAGGCAUUCAAGCCAGCAGAUGAAUUGGGUUGUGCAUUACCUCUAAUCCAACCAGAUCCAAAAAAUACUGUUCAAUCUUUUCAAAAAAAUUCAGAACAGAAUCAAAUACAGUUUCCAACCUCAUCUUCAAAUCCAAAUCGCCAGCAAUUUCCGGCAAUUCAGACAGGAACUGCAGUUAUACUUCAGCAGCCACCAACACUUCAUCCACAAACUAAUGCUAUUCCAGAUACAAUCAAGCCCGUAGUUAUUACGCAAGGAACUUCAAAUUCUGUAGUAUGGACCUCGACAUCAGAGUCUGCUACAAAAAUAAGCGGAACCUCGGAGGCUAUUGAAAAAAAACCACCCAGUUUUAUUCCCAGUCUAACAAAUGUUUUGACAACGGAUUCAUUGCCAGUAUUUCCCGCUGAAGGAAAACCAACUUAUUCAACUGGUCUAUCAGGGAUAAAUGCAAACCCAAAUAUAAACAUUGGGUUUGGUUCACAAUCCGAAGAAAAAGAACGACUUUCCAUCAUUCAUUCACUAGGAAUUGGCGAUUUUACUGACCAACCUCGACUCAACAAGAUCACCCAAAUGACUGCAAGGUUACUUGGUGGUACAUGCUGUGUUAUUAGUAUUGUUGAUAUAGAUAAAGUGAUUUGGAAAUCAACAUUCUGGUCAAAUAACCCAAUGCAAAUCAAGGAAGAGCCUCGAUAUGAAUCAUUUUGUUCGUGGGUUGUGCAGGAUGACACUGGUCGUGGCAUCACCAUUUUAGAUUCUCGCGUUGAUCCGCGAUGUGUUCAUAUGCGUGCAAAACCAGGACUAGAGUUUUAUGCUGGUGUUCCAUUAACAACAGGAAAUCGUAAACGCAUCGGUGCAUUGAGCAUUCGCGGAUCUCCACGAGCGCAAUUUAGUGUGAUGGACAUGAAUAUCCUACAUGAAAUGGCAUUUUGGGCAACAGGAGAAAUUGAGACAAUAUCUCAAAAGCGAGAGCUGGAGUUUCGUGAAACUAUGCUCAAGGCACAUAUUCGAAUUGCCAAAAUGGUAGAAAAGUCACGCAACAUUGAACGUCCAAUUGCGUCUGGAUCUGUUGAAAAGGCAUUGGGGAUUAUUAGAGAAGCACUACGAGCAUCAAGCGUACUCUUGCUAAGAUUUGUGUUGGAUGGGAAUGUAACAAAAUCUGUUUUACAGGCUUAUUCUACUUCUCCAAACGCAACCUCUUCGUUGACUAUUGAGGGCGAAAUUUUUCAGGAACUGGCAAUGAUGACACUUAAAAAAGAGCCUUUGAAUGCACCGUUGCAUUUAGACUCACUUGCAACAGGGCCUAUAACUAAAGAUGUGGACAACUAUCUCAACAAAAAUAUUGUGCGUUGUGCAAGUGAGCUUUUAUGGAGUGCAAAUCGGCCAACCGGUGUAUUAGCUGCGUUUUUUGAAGGAAACUAUCGGUAUUUGUCGGCUCAGGAAUUGUCGUUUGUUACAUCAGGAGCAGCAGUAUUUUCGGCGUUUUUAGAAACAGUAGAUUUGGUUGAAGCAUUUUCUCAGGCACAUGCACACUCUAAGGGGUUAGCAUCUGCAUUGAAGAAGCACUCGGCUCCUUUUGGACAGACUCACGGACUUGCUCCCAUCAUCAUGAUUCUUGAACCCAUGUUCCCACCUGCCAAAGGAUUUGUAUCCUUGUUUGACGAUACAGAUAGUUUACCAGCUACAACGUAUGGAAGUGGACUGUUGGCGCAAUGUCUACCACUCACUGAACCUGUAGCGAGUAAAGGGCCAAAAGGUCAGGCACAGGCACAGGCUCUUGCGCAUUUAAAUGAUAUGGAAUCUGUCAUGGGUUCUGGUGCCAAUAAAGAAAAAGAUCCAUCUUCCAGCGUGCCCAGCUUAUCGACUUUGAAGCUUGCUGGAGAAAAUCGCGCACUUGCUCAACUCACACCGACAGAAAGUGUCGAGAUCAUGUCAGAUUUUUCACAAAUGGUUGAUGUGCUAUCUGAUCGCUUUUCCUUAAAACGAGCAAAGCGAUGCGGUAAUAUGUAUAUUUUAUUGGCAAAUAUUGGACCCGAUACAGGUACACCGGAAACCGUGGCUGCAAUGGCACAUGAGCUUUUUUUUACCCUCGAUAUCUAUAAUCGCAAGACGCAAAGAAACAUUAGAGCCCGUGUUGGUAUUCAUUGCGAUUUUUUGCCUGUUGAGAUAGCAACCGAAACACAAACUUUAAAAGACAUGUGGACAAAUAUGGUUCACUUUGCGUAUCGACUGGAAAGAAGCACAAACUCUACACUGGUAUCAGACAUAUUCUAUCAUCAAACCAAGGAGAAAUGUACAUAUGAACAAGCCUCCACCAUACUGGUUCGUGGUCAAGGUAUGCUUAACAAGCUGUUGAACGUCACGGGAUCGUUUAUGACGUAUCGCCUGAUUGGUAUGGUUUUGACUAGUCCAGAUUCAUCAAAAAAUGAUAUGGCGACCGCCAUAUUACCUAAAGAGAAUAAAAUCAACGACAAUGGCUCGCUGUUUAUGCAGAGAUUGGUUACAGGAGCACCGUCACAGCUUCAGGCACCCAACAACGGAGACUCUUCCAAUAGCGGAAGUGCAGGAAAUGGAGGGGAACCAGGAGUAAAUGGAGUAUCAGGAAAUGUUGGUUUGGGUGGAUCUGGGGGAGUUCCGAGAGUAGGAGGUAUAGAAACGGGCAGGAUAGACGCCAGUCACGCUUCCAAGACUAAAAAAUCUAAAGCGUGCCUAGUAAUGUAA